Plectropomus leopardus (leopard coralgrouper) is the source of this 1167-nucleotide messenger RNA. NCBI's taxonomy places the organism in Eukaryota, Metazoa, Chordata, Actinopteri, Perciformes, Serranidae. The record is from RefSeq and is a predicted model, not a curated record.
UGUGAUUCUGCUCUGCAGUGACUCGGUGUCCAGCGUCGGCUCCAUCGGGACAGAGGAUGUAGGAGAGGGGAUUCGUCAUUGGCUGGGAGUGCCCAGAGGAGGCUCCCGUGGCGGCGGCUCGCCCUACGGCAGCAGUACCAUCAGCAGCCACGGAGGGCGCCAGUCUGUGGCGGACACCAUGAGCACCUACAGCUUCCGUUCUUGUGUGGAUCCUGAUGACGAGGCCUCAGAGGCUGGAGGCUCCAGAGGUCCCAGUCGGGCCCCGUCCUCCUCCGCUCUCUCCGAGCUGCUGGACGGACUCCGUAAACGCAGAGCGGGCGGCGAUGCAGCAGACGGCGCCGGCAGCACCGUCUCUCUGCCCGUUUAUCAAGCAACCGCCGCCUCCACUCUCAGGCGACGAGCCUCGGCCCUCUCUCUCGACCCAGGUGACCUCCCGGAGCCCCGGCCGGGCCCCAGCAUCCUAAAACCGUCCUCGCCGCUCCUGCCGCGCGCCGCCAGCGCUCGCUCCAUCAGUGAAGCCUCGACGUCUGCUGCCGUCUCCACAUCUGGCGCCAAAAUCUCUCGCUUCAGCUCGAGCGACUCCCUCUCUGCACUUCCCUCGCUGCCACACCUCUCCUCCUUGACGUCCUCCCUCGCCUCUCGCCAUCACCCUCCGUCCCUGUCCAUCCCGGAAGAGGACGCAGACGAACCCCUCCGCUCCAGAACGACCCCCAUGCAGCGCUCCCCUCAGCCGCUGAGGCGGUGCAUGCUGGGAAGUCUCACCACAGAGGACGGAGGUGAAGGCGCUCUGGGUUCAGAACCAAUGGUCUUCCAAAACCGCCACCUGGCGGAGGAUCGCGACGACGCGGUGUCCGACAUCCUGCCCGCCAUCCGCAGAGCUCAGUCCACCAGCAGCCUGGCGGGCUCGGUGCGAGGAGGCAGGAGGGCGCUGAGCGUCCACUUCGGGGAGCUGCCGCCGUCCACCCGCAGCAGGAAAGGCUCCGAAACGGAGUCGUCCAGCUCGGGGGGGUCAGGAGGGAGCUCGCAGGCAGGCGGCGUGAGACGCAGGUUUGAGCGGCCGCAGGGAGAGAGACUGGAGGCGGAGGGCAGCGAGGGCGGAGACGUGGCGUCAGUCAUGAAGAAAUACCUGAAGAAAGAGGUCGACUGAAGCCGAUGAGGUAAGCUCUC